Messenger RNA from Cyclocybe aegerita, 1824 nucleotides. NCBI's taxonomy places the organism in Eukaryota, Fungi, Basidiomycota, Agaricomycetes, Agaricales, Hemipholiotaceae. The record is from the annotation of a GenBank genome assembly.
AUGGCGUCCGCACGCAACCGCGAUGUGAUCGAAAUGUUUCGCGGCUGGGAGAAAGAGUUCGAAGACGCCGUCGACAAUGACGAUCGGCUGGUGAUUGUGGCCAGGGUGGUCACCCACAAGGUGCGGCCUUUGUUGAAGGAGGCCAAACAAGAUACCGCUCUGUACAACGCCAUUAGAGAAUACGAAGGCUUCAUAUUGACGCUCACCAAGGCGUGGAACCACAAGACGUCCGUGGCCGGGUUUACCAAGACAGCGGCCGCUGUUAUCCGCAGAGAAACACUGCCUCGAGAGUCUCCUUUGGCGGGGCCCGUAGAAUCAGACCUCAACCCGCCACCCGCUGCCCCGUUGUCGCCCCGCGCUGAGAGCCCCGCUGCCCCGGAAAAACCCGUCAACCCGCCCCCCGCAGAGAGCAUUCGGUCUUCCAGCCCGCCCCAGCCACCAAGACUCGACACCCGCGCUGAGAGCCCCGCUGCCCCGGAAAAACUCGUCAACCCGCCCCCCGCAGAGAGCAUUCAGUCUUCCAGCCCGCCCCAGCCACCAAGACUCGACAAGGGCAAGGAAAAGAUAAAGCCCCGUCCCACCUUUGGCAAGAGGACGGCCAAGGGCCUCUCCGAAGGGACUCCUCCGCCGCAAGCUACCCCCCCGGCGGAAGAGCCCAAAGCGAACCCAGUCGACGAGCACGACACCCAGCCACUCGUCGCGCAGGACGACCUACAGUCGACCUUGACCGGCCGGUGCUACGAGCUCUGCUGCAAAAGCUGCCUGAAAAACAAACGUCUUUGCCGAGAGGCCGCUGGCAAAAUCGGCUGUUUCUACUGCGUGCGGUCGAAGCACACAUGCAUCUUUCCUGAGGGGGAACAAAAGUUGAUAACCCCCUCCGAACCUCUUGGGCCCCCGGAUCCCCAACGCCCUCGAGCGGCGAAAGCUGCCUCUUCAAAGUCUACCAAAAAGACGCAGCCCGCCGUUGGCGACAGCCAAUACGACGCCAUCGAAAUCGACAGCGAGGAAGAGACAGCCAAGGCUCCCACCAAGCGCAGCAAUCGAGCUGCGAAGACCAAGGCGAAGAGCAGGAUAAAGGCGGAGAUCAAGAAGACGGCGCGGAAAGAGAGUGACGGAGACAGAGACAGAGAAGCCGACGAAGAUGGGGAUAAAGUCGAAGACGCCCCUGGACCCAUGCUGCGACGUCGAUGGGUGGCCAAGCCCCCGCCCUACAUUCCAAUUCCCGACGCUGUCCCCGACCCGCCCAGCACUGGCGAGCUCUUGGACGGCCCGACCAACGGCGUCGCGGCGGGUGCAGAAAACGCCCGCCUCGAGCGGCGAGUACGUGUGCUCGAAGACACGAUCGUCAACCUCCUGCACGCCUUCGGCAUGGAGGAGCCCCUGAUCAGCGGGAAAAGGACCGACGCCAACGAGGACGACGAGACGCUUGCAGUCGUUUCCUGGGGGUUGGGACCUCGGGCGAGGGAUAGGAUGCUUAACAGGUUAGACGAGCUGUAUGAAGGUGGGGUGGAUUGGGGGCAGCUGUUCAAGACCGGCGAGCCCGCCAAGAAGGCAUCCGCUGCAAGUGCGGACGACAGCGAUCUCGAGGUCUCGGCCAUUCAUCCUGCCGGAGCGGCGUCGUCUUCAAAGGCGACCCCAAAGCCCAGUACUGGAAAGGCCGCACCCAUCAUAUCCGUCAAUCGCCCAAAGGCCACCAAGCCCAAGGCUGUCGCGCCCCCCGCGUCCUCUUCCACUGCUACCACGGAGGUCGACGGAGCUGCUCCGCGCAAACGACGAAAAUCGCCUUUGGCAUCGGAUGACGCAAAGCGCAGGCGUGUAGUGUAG